Molecule: messenger RNA, 462 nt
Organism: Quercus robur (English oak)
Lineage: Eukaryota; Viridiplantae; Streptophyta; Magnoliopsida; Fagales; Fagaceae
Product: protein SRC2-like
Exons: 1
Coding region: 1-462 (153 amino acids)
Source: RefSeq, a predicted model, not a curated record
AUGAAAUCUUACGCCGAGGUUUACAUUUGGGACAUUAAAAACAACCUUCGUUCCAACAAGGAACCAUCAUCGGUUUACACAGUAGAUGGUUCAAACCCCACAUGGAACUUCAAGGUUAGGUUCCACAUUGACCUCGCCAUUGCCAAGCAGAACCACUAUGCUCUGGUUGUUAAGCUCAAAUCGCGCAGGAAAACUCACGGUCGCCCGGACAAAUAUAUCGGCGAAGUCCGUGUGCUCAUCACAGAACUGCUGGAAGGUUCUGAUACUGCAGCAGAAGAUAAAAUACGUGUGAAAAAGAAUGUUCAGACUUCGCCUGAGAAGUUCCAAGGAGAACUAGCCUUUUCUUAUAAUUUCGGAAAACCAAUUGCCGAUCAUCUUACCGAGGUGAAUAUUGCUAAGAAGAAGAGCCUUAAAGAAGUUGCCUUGAAAGUGGCAAGCUUCUUGGCCGUAAUAGGGCUAUGA